CAAGUACAAAAAAUGGUACUGCUUGUGUAUAAUCACCCUUAUCACCUGUGGUUAGUUGAUGUUGCCGUGCCGCUGUCACAUCACAUGCUGUCAUUGUCUGUCACCGACGAUCUUGUAUCAUUUACUAUUUGUAUUUAUAAAAUUCACACUACUACUAGAUUAUCGUUUGUGUUUCAGUUCUGACAAAUGUGUUUAUGUUUAUUAGAUACUAAAGUUCGAUUUCACCAUGGUCGUGAAAAGUGAAGAAUCAGAGGGACUCACUAAAAAGUUACGUUUUAAACCUGUGUCCAAUGUUCAACAAUAUACUAGUGAUAAUAACUUUGAAGCUAAAGGCGCGAAAGAAGUAAAGAGCAAAGAUGGACGCAAAUCAGCCUCUUUAUUUGCUUUUCUUCACGUUGAGUUGACGAGGGGCUAUAUGCUGGAGCAUGACGAAGAGCGGUUUUCGGCGCGCCGCGAAAAAGUCUACUCGUUUAUCAAAAUCCCACAGGAACUAGAGAAGUUCAUGGCUUAUGGUUUCUUCCAAUGUGCAGAUUCCCUUCUGUUUGUCUACACUUUUCUUCCAUUAAGAUUUAUUAUGGCUUUUUGGUCAUUCUUUAGCAGACUGUUUAGAAAAUGUCUUGGAAUCCAUUCUCAUCCAUGGAAGAGCAUCUUAAAGCCUGCUGAGACAUGUGAUGUACUAAAAGGCUUCAUCCUGCUGAUCUGUAGUAUUUUAAUGUGUUAUAUUGAUACAAAUAUGAUGUAUCAUUUAGUAAAAAGUCAAAGUGUGAUGAAGUUGUAUAUAUUUUUUAAUAUGCUGGAGGUUGGAGACCGGUUGUUUUCAGCAUUUGGACAAGAUACUAUAGAUGCUUUGUUCUGGACAGCCACGGAGCCUAGAGACAGGAGAAGGGAGCAUUUGGGGGUCAUUCCUCAUUUAUUAUUUGCCAUGAUUUAUGUGUUCCUCCACAGCUUAUUAGUGUUGUUUCAAGCGACAACACUAAAUGUAGCAUUCAACUCUAACAAUAAAAGCCUCCUCAUUAUUAUGAUGACUAAUAAUUUCGUCGAGCUAAAAGGCAGCGUGUUCAAGAAAUUCGACAAGAACAACCUGUUCCAAGUAUCAUGCAGCGAUGUGAGAGAGCGGCUGCACCUGUCCGUAUUGCUGUUCAUCGUGGUGCUGCAGACCAUGAAGGAGUACACGUGGCGGGAGGAGCGCUUCUGGAUACUCGCGCCGGACUGUGUGCUCGUACUGACCUUUGAGGUCAUAAUUGACUGGGUCAAGCAUGCCUUUAUUACUAGGUUUAACGAAAUCCCAUUUGGCGUGUACCGCGAGUACACGGUCAGUUUGGCGUACGACGUAGCGCAGACGCGACAGAAAUACGCCUUCAGCGACCACUCGGACCUGGUGGCGCGGAGGAUGGGCUUUAUCCCGCUGCCCCUCGGCGUCGUCAUUACGAGAGUGCUGGUUCACGCUGUUAAAGUUGACGGGUUUGCGGCGGUGUUGUUGAUAUUAAUAGCGUAUUUGUCCUUGAUCUCAAUAAGGGUGCUUGUGUCCAUCGUCAUUUUGGGGAAAGCGUGUGAUUUGAUCUCGCAGCAUCAGACAGACAAAAACGACAGCCAUCAUACGACGCCUAAAAAGGAACCAAAAGACUUCAUUCCGAAAGAAACUCCCUGCACGUACAAUUUUAAAACAUCAGAGAAAGAAGUGCCACCCGCGAAGAAAACUGUUCAGUUGAAGUUCGAGGAACCUGAGGAAGUUAUUAAGACGGAGGCGCUAGUGGACGUGUCAGUGGGCGCAGCGGCCAUCUUCUCAAACAGCGCCAUCGACAUCAACGGCGUGUGCUACCUCAACGACAAGAUGAGUCCGCAGCCCAAGCAGGAAUCCGGGGACUUGCUCGACCCCGACUUGGGCGACAUGAGCCGCUCGGCGCCGGACGUGGCGGCGGCGCCGGCCGCGCUCGCGCGCGCGCCCGACGCCGAGCGCGCGCCGCGCCGCUCCGAGUCCGAGCCCAACCUCGCCACCGUCGACGACGACGAGCCCGCAUAACGGUAUCAACUUCCUUUGUCGCCGGAUUACGGAAUACUUUGCUAAAUCGGCUGUGGAAUUUUCUUCAAUUGCCCCAAUCUGUUCGACUGAUCUGUAAUUUCAGUAUAAAACCGAAAUGUACAGAAAUUACAGAUCGUUUUAUCCAAUUGGGUCGAGUUGUCGUUUUAGUAGCCGGGAUAGAAAAACGGGGACACGGAAAACAAAACAUUGGAAGAGACAUUAGAUUAGAAUGCCAUUGUCUGUGUCAGGUCCGGGCGCUCCGAGGCCGAGCCCAUCUUUGCCAUCGUCGACUUCAUAGUUCACUGCUGGUUACCUUGUUCAGUCCGUCAAUUAUGGUUAAUCCAACUGCACUGAGUCUUCUUUGAAACCGGCCGUUGCGCCACGAACUUGCCGUGUUACAGAAAAGUAUGCAUUAGCAUAAGUUUUGAAGGAAACGUGGUAUGAAAUUGAUGCCAUAAUUCCAGCAGUGCAUUCAGCAAAGUAUUUCGACCAUAUAUGGCUGGCCUAAGGCUUUAGUGAAUCUCUAGACUAAGGCGGUUUCUACGGAAUCUUCAUCUACAAGACAUCGUCUACGUGACAUUAUGCGGCACAGGUACAGUCGACGUCAAAUAUAUGUUUACAUUUUUCACCUUAUUACAUAGGACCUUACGUGCAAAAAUGUAAACAUGUCUUUGACGUCGGCUAUAUCUACCCUCAAUACCUACCUGUUUUUGAGGUAGUAUUCAGAAUGACUACAUUUUACUGCAUUAUCGUGUAUCGUCGAGCUAAAGUCUACACGCCGAGUCUAAAGAGAUUUAUUAAAACUACCAUAAUAAUUUAUUUAUUUUUAAUCCGAUCGGUCUAGUCUAUUAAAUGUGCUCUAUGCGUGAUACGGUUUUUAUGAAGUUAUUAAUUAUUAUUCUUAGCAAAAUUCAGAGGAAUCAUUUAUUACAAUAAAUUCUAUUAUCGCAGAUUUCAUUUUACGUAAGCAUACAUAUUUAAGGAUUUACAUUCUGUGUAGGGUUCUACGUACAUAUAAAAUAAAUUGUAUUUUUCCUCACCUUAACAUUUUCUACUUCUUUGGUCCAUUUUUGACGGAAUGAUUUUUUAUAUAUUAAUAUUUUGCGGGAUUAAUUGAUGUAAGUAUUAGUAAAAUAGAUAAGAAAACUAAUAUAUUUUGACGUCUAUAGUUCAGAGGAUGGAAAUAAAUUACCAUCAUAUACCUACAGUUAGAAAUACUGAGAAACAUGACAAACUAUAUAUUUUUUUUAAUAAUCAAUCAAUGUGCAAAAUGAACAGGUACUACCUAGAAAUGUUUACCAGCACUUUUUGAUAAUAAAAUAAGUACAUUGCUGUCAUAAUCAAUUCCGUAAACCUUGUUUUUUUUCUCAGAUAGUGAAAUGAUAUCUCGAUUGCCACAGUCUGUCUCUUUUUGUCGUUGUACUCUUUGCAGAGCGUCGUGGUCAACUGCUGACAUCAGGCGCAGAUGUUGCUUACCGUACGAUUUCUCGCCAAAACUAAAAUGUUUGUCCUGAAAUGACAGAAUGCUCGGUCCGAUUGGGGCAAUCCAGUUGUCAUUUUAGCAUCUGGAAUAUAUAAAAAAAAUUAAUAAAAAUAAAUGUACCUAUCAAACUCGUGCAUCAGUAGUUGCGUAAAUGAGUGCCUGUAAGAUUACAGUAUGGACUCAAAGAGUUGCAUAUAUUAUUAUGUAAGUAUGUGACUUAUAUGAGGUAUAUAGCAUAAACUACUUGCGGUAGUAGGUAUUUAAUUUAGCUUAAAAUUUAAGACUGAUGUCACUUGGGUGCUUAGAAAAAAGUAGUUUCCUAAUUCCUAAUGAUUGUUUGUUUGGUUUGUUCCUAAUGAUGGUUUGCCUUUAUGGUCACUGAGUAAUUGUAUCAUUCACAUAUUUCAACACGCAUUCAUUUGUGAUAUUUUUAAGCUGAAUAAAAUAUGACAGCCUUCAAGGAAAACUUAUUCUGUAAAUAAGACAUAAUUUUACGAUUUAUUUAUUCCAAUUUUGUUCAUUAGUCUUCAUCAGUGUACCACUGUAUCUUUAGGGGCAAUGCAGUGAAGGAUGUCUACUAAAGUGUUUAAACCUAGGUGUAUGAAGAAUAGGGAUAGUUAUAUAGUAUGAUUUUGUUGAAGUGGAGUUUUUCUAUGAAAUAAAUUAUUAUUUAUUUAUUAA
Cydia pomonella (codling moth) is the source of this 4184-nucleotide messenger RNA. RefSeq names its product protein TAPT1 homolog. The record is from RefSeq and is a predicted model, not a curated record. Lineage: Eukaryota; Metazoa; Arthropoda; Insecta; Lepidoptera; Tortricidae. Gene Ontology annotation, biological process: positive regulation of cilium assembly; maintenance of protein localization in endoplasmic reticulum. The coding region runs from base 227 to 2020 and encodes 597 amino acids. The transcript is spliced from 10 exons. Gene Ontology annotation, cellular component: ciliary basal body; endoplasmic reticulum membrane.